AUGCAGACAAGCUAUCAAUGGCCUCAUAGUUCGAGCACACAUCCGAAUUGCACGCCUGAAUUAUUGGCAGCUGCUGGAUUUUAUUAUGCUCCGACUGAAGGAUAUUUAGAUUUGUGUAAAUGUCAUUAUUGUGGGCUACGGUUGAGAGAUUGGGAGACAACGGACAUUCCAUGGGAAGAGCAUAAAAAGCACAAACCAACAUGUUCAUUUGUGAUUAAACAUUUUGAGACAGCGGAUGAAGAAGAUGAUUUAGGUUUUAAUUUAUUUGGAGAUGAACCACCAACGUCAUCCACAUCAUCAACAACGCAAAAUGCAGCUAAAGCAUCCUCGCCAAAUAGUAAUAACAAUACGACAGACGAAUUAGUGACACAAGAAAUGCAUCUUCGCGGUCAAUUUGUUUCCGAUGUUCUGUUUUCGCUCAUCAAUCCACAAAACGAUUGGAAUUUUGAUUUUGAAUUGGUCUCUCCUUCGACCGAUUCCAGUAACAUUGCCAUUAAAUUGGAGCAUCAUGCAUAA
This is a messenger RNA of Naegleria fowleri, 516 nucleotides long. RefSeq lists its product as uncharacterized. NCBI's taxonomy places the organism in Eukaryota, Heterolobosea, Eutetramitea, Acrasida, Naegleriidae. The transcript has 3 exons. The record is from RefSeq and is a predicted model, not a curated record. Bases 1 to 516 code for a protein of 171 amino acids.